Molecule: messenger RNA, 1822 nt
Organism: Daphnia pulicaria
Lineage: Eukaryota; Metazoa; Arthropoda; Branchiopoda; Diplostraca; Daphniidae
Product: sarcoplasmic calcium-binding proteins II, V, VI, and VII-like
Exons: 8
Coding region: 997-1551 (184 amino acids)
Molecular function (GO): calcium ion binding
Source: RefSeq, a predicted model, not a curated record
AUCAGGAAGAGGCUGACCAGCAUCCAGCGAGGGACUGACCAUGAACUUGUGACUCCUUCCAUUGCACCAAUUUUACUGAGAUGUGAUGCGCUUCGUUUUAUGAAAGUUGAUUCGAUCUAAACCGGAUAGCUGAACAGGAAGAAAGCCCGUGUGCCGACAACAGGUAAGUGAAAGUGAUUCCACCUGGCGGGAAAGUGCAUCACGCUGGCGAAUCUAACGGCGAAGGACAUCUUUUGGUGGAUCGAAGGAAUGCUCAUAUUCCAUUCCCAGGCUCAGCAUGAUGCUUAUUGCAUUACACACGUAACAAGCCCUCGUGGAGUACUCUCCAUGACUACUUACAAAUUCACGUCAUUAUUUAUAUAACGACGAGGCAAAUCAAUGGAGGUCAGCGGUGAACGUGCAACGUACCCCCAACUCAGCUGAUUACGUGAGUGACAUCUCCCCCAAUUUAUCGGGGACUCGUCAGACUUGAGACUUUAAUCACAUACUCAUUAUCUACUGACGCACGGCGGCGUGGAAUUAUAAAACCGAGGUUUAGUCAUACAGUACGUCACAGUGGAUCAUUUGCAAUGAAUAACCGGCGUUGUUUGUGUUUAUAAUUAGAUAUCAAUGAGUUGAGGUGUCACGGCACCUUACACCGCCUUUCGGUGGGGUUAUCCGGUGAUAUGCGGAAUGAAACUUGGCCAGCCGCAUCCGUCUUGAUGGAUGCGACUACCUCACGUUGAGCGGAACGUUGAACGGUCACUCUCCACUUCCAUCCUUCCAUCCGUCCGCCCCUUUUAAACUAGGUGCAGCAUGUGUAACGAACGACAGUGCCGUCGUGAACUACCUAUCUGAUCCGUCUGCUCCGCCCACUUUGGUUAUAUGUACAAGAACGAGGCCUGACGUGACCAGAGAGCACAUUACAUCGUCAACUUUUCCAGAGCACAGUCCAUUACUGUCAUUACAUCUCUCCACUAUUGUCGCUCCCGUCGAAUCGUUAAUAAAGAACCAAAUAUGGCAAUGUCAGAUUUUCGUCGCAACAAAUUGAUUUACGUCUUCAAGGCUUUUUUCGAUGUGGAUAACAGUGGCGCCAUCGAUCAACAAGAUUUUCGCCUGGCUGCCGAGCGCAUAUGUCGAGUGCACGGAUGGAGUGUGAACGAGGGCAAGGGCGCCCAAGUAUUGCAGCGACUUCUCGACGUCUGGGAGGCCCUUAAAAGAGCUGAUUCCGACAACGACGGUUCGGUUGAUCAAAAAGAGUGGUGUGCCAUGUGGGAAGCUUACGCCAAGGGCGAAACUGAUUACCAGGAAUGGCAGGACAAAUAUCGAGAUUUUUACUUUAGCAUUAUGGACACCUCAGGUGAAGGAACUAUUGAACUAGAUGAAUUUGCGGCAGUGAACAGACGUAACGACGUUUCGGACAAUGACUGCUCCGAAGCUUUUAAAUUGAUGUCCAAGGAUAAUUCGGUUGUUGUGAAUUCGUCCACUUUCGCUCAACUGUGGAAUGAGUUUUUCACUUCGGACGAUCCUUCAUCCUCCGGAAAUUAUAUUUAUGGGAAAUUGCAGUUCUAAACUAAAGUUCAUGUGGCACAUAUCUAUAGUUUUUAACAUUCCAGUUAUAGAGAAACUGAACAAUUCAGUUAAAUAUAGGAGGGAAUCUGCAAUGACCUUCUAUAAUUUACCACUUCUUCUAUUCAGAACUGGUAUGCCAUUUCUUUACCCUCACUUGCUUUAGAAGUUUUCUUACCUUUUUCUUGUAAUCCACUCCUCCCUAUCUUCCAAAUAACAUCCCCUGUGCUGCUGUGUUCUCCUUUGAUCAAUACAAAAUAAGGAAAAUGUUUCA